AGGAAAAGGACUUCAAGCAUUUUCAUUCCGUGGUUUAUAUCAAUGCUUCAGAAAAUCUGCUGCCACUAGAGGUAUUUCAUACAUUUCCAGCCUUAAAGGAACUGGAGCUGGCAUUUAAUGGCAUCAAGACAAUCUACGUGAAAUAUGGAGACUUUAAGUUAUUGGAAUUCUUGGACCUUUCCUUCAAUAGCCUGACUGCAGAGGCCAUCUCUGACCUGGGGAUUCUGCCACACCUCCGUGUCCUGCUCCUCACAGGCAAUGGGCUCACAUCCCUACCACCCAAUUUGGCUGUCACAGAACAGGAGGCGUCUGUCACAUCGCUGACGAGCAAGAGGUACAUCCUGCGGUUCCCAGCACUGGAGACUCUGAUGCUGGACGACAACAAACUCUCCAACCCUAACUGUUUUGCCAGCCUGGCCGGGCUCAAGAGACUGAAGAAAUUAAGCCUGGAUCAAAACAGGAUUUUCCGGAUCCCGUACCUACAGCAGGUUCCGCUCCGGGACGGGUCGGGGGACUGGGUUGGAGGCAAGCCAAGUCCUCGGAAAGAGCCCCAGUCCAUGCUGCCGCCCAGGUCGUGGGUGUACGAGGCCUCCGAUGACCAGCCCAACUAUACUGUCCUGCCCAUGAAAAAGGACGUCGACCGGACAGAGGUUGUGUUCUCAUCUUACCCGGGAUUUUCAACCUCAGAGACAACCAAGAUAUGUUCACUUCCUCCCAUAUUUGAGAUUCUUCCUGUGAAGUCACUGAAGGCCAGGAACCAGACACUAGCCCCUCCCUUCCCGGAGCUGAGGUACCUUAGCCUGGCCUACAACAAGAUUGCGAAGGAGGAUGCUCUCCUGCCAGUCGCUCUCUUUCCAUCCCUUUCUGAGCUGGUCUUUCAUAACAACCCUCUGGUGGCCCAUACACGAGGGGUUCCUCCACUGCUGAAGAGCUUCCUCCAGGAGCGGCUGGGGAUCCACUUAAUUCGAAGGAAAGCAGUCAAGGCUAAACAUCGUAUUUUGAUACCUCAGAAAGAAUCACGGAAGGUGAAAGCACAAGUCCCCAAGGUGCUAAAGCGGUCCCUGUUGCUUCAUCACCCACCUGUGACCUCAGUGCGGUCUCCCUCCUGGGAUCUGUUAGAAGAGGCAGAGCUGGCUGAAGAGCUGCCCCCUGCCAGAAGCACUUCUCUGGAGACGCACAUCGAGGGCCCAGAGGGCCUUAACCUGUCCCAGAGGAGCUUUGUGCCGCUGCCUCCCAUCAGCUCUGACUCCACUGUGCACAGUGAAGAGACUGCAACCCGCCCCGGCAACACAAGUGGCCACCUCAGCCCAGAGUGUCGCUCAGAGGAGGACACCAAGAGCACAGAGUCCAUCUUCCUGACCCAGGUGAACGAGCUUCCUUCCACUGUCACUCGUGUGGGUGACUUAGAGGUGAAGGAAGAAAGCCAAAGAAGAUCGGUGAUGGCACCUUCCAAGGUAAAGAAGACCCAGAAGUUCCCAUCUACCUCUGUCCUCAGCAAGUACCAUGGAUAUGAGGAGCUGCUGACAACCAAGUCUGAUCCAACCUUCAUUGAGCCUAAAGGCAUCCAGAAAAACGCCCAAGCUCUGCACCGCAUGCUCAAGCACCCGCUCAUCUACCGCUCCUCCAAGCCCAGGCUGGACUCUAUUCAGAAACACUAUGUCCCCAAGGAGAAGCAGGCUCCAAGGAUCCCUGUUCCACCCCCACGGAAAACUCGAGCCCAGCUGCUGGAUGAUAUCCUCAUUCGCGUGCGGGAACCCCGGAACAUCACAGAGGCUCCGCUAGGAUCGGUGCUGCGCAGACAAGCGGAGCCCAGGCUCGUGAACCAUAAGCAGUACCUGGAAGCCAAGCGGCUGCUCAAGGAGUUCCAGGCGCGCUACCGACGGCUGGUGCGCAGCUCUCUGCGGACUGUAUGCGGGGCCACUCCAGCGCCCCCAGCCCUGCCGGCGCCCAGCGAGGACCAACCCAAGUUUGGCCGCUUCCUCGAGUUCAUGGAUGAGUUCUGCCAGGAGCCCACGUCCAGUGACUCAAAAACCUAGGGCUACAUGUGGGUAGUGUGUGCUGCCUGGCCAGCGUCCUGUCCUCCUCGAGGCCACUGCACCCCUGAACUUGCCUCUGGCUGGGUGGGGCCUGGUACGGGCCUCUGAGCUUGCUGUGACUUUGCUCGCUGGUCACGGAGUGGGAAGCUUGACAGGACCUCACCACUGGCCCAGCAGCAAUAAACAGCAGGUGCGUAGAGCCGCUGAGCGGGCGCCAGGCACUCUUCCUUGAAAGCCGGGCCAGGAACACAGCGACUGUCCCUGGGGAGAAGUCCUUGCUGGUGCAUUCACUCUGAGCCUGAGGGAAACUGACUUAAGUCCUGCAUGCGACAGCUGUUAGGUCAGAAAAUGGGAGUGCUGGGAACAGCACAGCAGUCCAGAAGCUCAGGAUUUUGCUAAUGGGCCGUAUAAUGGAGGGAGGCAAAACCAAGGCCCCUGAAACGGGCUUUUUCUGUUGGGCAGUUUUUUCCCUGGUAAUGAGGAAGAUUGUUUCUUUAUCGGACAGCUAUGGUCACAAAGGUGAAACAAGCAGGGAGGGUUUCUAUGGAGUUUUGCAGAGUCCUGUAAUUCAAGACACAAGCUGAAGGUACGGAAGCAAAGACUGGGCUGUGGCUCCAAAACACACCUCGGGGCUAGCCAAGUCACGGGGCUUCCAGUAAAUGUGCGGUUCUGCCAAAGUAGGCUGUGGGAUCGCCCUGUGCCUGAUGGGGCUUAGGCAUGCACCUAUCUAGAGAAGGCCUGAGGGUAUAGAUUCCAGGUGCUGGAUUCCAGGGAUGGUACUGGGAAUGACCUAGUCAUGUGGUCAGCCCCACUCCUCUCCUGAGGAUACCCACAAUUCACAUCUUGGUAGUAGGCUUGCAGUUCCCAAGAUCUAGGAAGCAGUGGCACAAGAAUUGAGGGUCCUCAGCAAGGCAGAUUUUCACAACCUAACCUACAACUAAAUAUUCACAUGCUGCUGUUCUCAGUUGCAGUCUCACAAGUGACCAAUUCAAUGUUUAUACUUAGUGGUGGUCACCCACCUGCAUAAACACACAGACAUCACAACAGUGAGCCAUACAGGUCACACCACAUGACAAAAGGUAUGUCUUAUUCAUUGACACAGGCACCUGAACAGAUGCAGGUAAUAUAUAGUAACUCACAACAGCAGCCAUAUGCCUGGGAAUGUUGCUGAAAAGCUUGAAUUUCCUGGGGCCCUAAAUCACCCUCCACACAAUCACACUCACCAGGUUUGUUCUGAGAGCUACCUGUACUAUGCUUUCAACCAUAAAUUCUAUCAAACCAUAGCCUCUCAGCCUCCAGGGCUCCCGGGCAUGUCCAUCCCAAUCUCAAGAAAGGCAGCUUCCUGCAAUCUCCCCAGCAGUUGAGGUACGGUAUGCACACAUCUAGGGACUGGGGGCUUGUUCCCUCCAAAGUGCGCCCUUUCCUUUGUUGGGAAAGCUGUUGGGCAGUUCAAGCCAUUGCGCUGUACUGCCUGUGUGCCUCACUAGUCCCAGUUCUGCUUUUUCAUCCGAAAGUUUAUCUGCUCUCUACCCACCUAAGCCAACCCUUCAUCACCAU
Molecule: messenger RNA, 3593 nt
Organism: Octodon degus (degu)
Lineage: Eukaryota; Metazoa; Chordata; Mammalia; Rodentia; Octodontidae
Gene: Xrra1
Product: X-ray radiation resistance associated 1
Exons: 14
Coding region: 369-2036 (555 amino acids)
Cellular component (GO): nucleus
Molecular function (GO): protein binding
Source: RefSeq, a predicted model, not a curated record